GUGAUAUUGUACCGUAAGAUUGGUCGAGAGAGCUGCAAAGCUAUCGAUCAUCAACUUUGCAGCUCUCCCAUAUCAACAAAAGCAUCUCUCGAGCAAUGUGGUAGGCAUGGGUUACUUCAGUGCCGUAGCGCCUUGGUACUCGAGACAUUAUUUCUACCCCUUCUAACUGUGAAAAAAUAAGAGCACUUUUUGUCCUUGAACCGACAACCAUAUUGUUGAAUUAGUCGAGAGGACUACAAACUAUCGAACAACAACUUUAGAAAGCAAUCAAUCAACAACUUUGCAAUCUCUUAUAUCAAUACAAGCAUCUUUCGAGCAAUGUGGUAGGCAUGGGUUACUUCAGUACCAUAGCACCUUGGUACUCGAGACAUUUGUUCUACCCGUCUUACCCUAAAAAAGUAGGAGCACCUUUAGUCCUUGAACCGAUAACCAUACCGCUGAAUUAGUCGUCAUGACUAUAAAGCUAUUGAACAACAAUCUUCCAACCAAUUCUAUAGUGCCACAUGGCUCGAAAUAAUCCGUUCAAAGUCACAUAUUCUAGAUAUGUGUAUGUAUAGCAUUUUUAUUUAUUAAUUAAUUUAUUUUUAAGAGAAAAUCCAAGAUCAUGUGAUGUAAGAUGCCAAGUACAAAAAAAGACAAAGAUAUGAAAAUUAAUCUAAUGAAGAAAUCAACAAUUUUGAUAUCAAUAUCGAAAUUAGAUUCUUAUAAAUUAAAUGAAUAGGGCGAAUCAUCAAACUAUCAAGACCUGGCCCAUCAUUCAAAAAAUAUAAUAUAUAUCUAAACUUUUGAAAUAUUUACAUAAAGAAAAAAAGAGGGAAGCCAUAGCCAUGGGAGAAAGCUUGAUGAGAAAACAAGAAGAAGAACAAAAUUUGGAAAAGGGUUUGUUAGAAAAUGAGAAAAGAGAGGAGAAAGUUGAGUUCUUUAGGGAUUUUAUUGAAGAAUUGAAGCUGUUAGGUUACAUUGCAGGUCCUAUGGUGGCUGUGAAUUUAUCACUUUAUUUUCUACAAAUAAUUUCUCUUAUGAUGGUUGGUCAUCUUGGUAAGCUUUAUCUUUCAAGUACUGCCAUAGCCAUCUCCAUUGGUGCUGUUUCUGGCUUCAGUUUCCUUUUUGGAAUGUCUGGUGCAUUGGAAACUCUCUCUGGACAAGCAUAUGGAGCAAAGCAAUAUCGUAAACUCGGGACUCAAACCAACACUGCAAUUCUCUGCCUCAUUUUAGUAUGUAUCCCUCUAUCUCUAGUAUGGUUCUACAUGGAAAAUAUUCUCAUACUCAUUGGCCAAGACCCCCAUAUUUCAAGAGAAGCAGGCCAAUUCUUGUUAUGGCUUAUCCCUGCACUUUUCGCUUAUGCAACACUUCAACCACUCAUUCGGUAUUUUCAAUCACAAAGCUUGAUCAAACCCUUGCUAGUGAGCUCAUGUGUUUCGAUUUGUUGUCAUGUACCUCUUUGUUGGACCUUGGUAUUCAAAUGCGGAUUACAACAUUGUGGAGCUGCAAUUUCUAUCGGUAUAUCAUAUUGGUUGAAUGUGAUUUUACUCGUUUUGUACAUGAAAUUUUCUUCUUCAUGUAAAAGUACUCGAGUUCCAAUUUCUCCCGAGCUUUUUCAAGGAUUUGGAGAGUUUUUUCGGUUUGCUAUUCCUUCUGCUGCUAUGAGUUGCCUCGAGUGGUGGUCUUUUGAGAUAAUAACUUUGUUGUCUGGUCUUCUUCCGAAUCCUCAGCUUGAAACUUCUGUUUUAUCUGUAUGUAUGUCUACUAUUGCAACACUCUAUACAAUACCAGAAGGACUUGGUUCAGCUGGAAGCACUAGAGUUUCGAAUGAAUUAGGUGCAGGCAAACCAAGAGCAGCUCGUCUUGCAGUUGGUGCUGUCAUGUUUCUUUCCGUCUCAGAAUCCAUUAUCGUAAGCUCAGCUCUGUUUGCUGGCCGAAAAGCAUUCGGUUACCUCUUUAGCAAUGACAAGGAAGUUGUGGAUUAUGCAAUGAACAUGGCUCCUCUAGUUUGUCUAUCUGUCAUAUUUGACAGUUUACAUGCUACUCUUUCAGGCAUUGCUAGAGGGUGUGGAUGGCAAGAUUUGGGGGCAUUUGUGAAUCUUGGAGCAUACUAUUUGGUUGGAAUUCCUGUUGCUGCAGCAUUGGGUUUUUGGUUCGAUUUGAGAGGAAAAGGCCUUUGGAUUGGAAUUGUUGUUGGUUCUUUCUUACAAGCAUUUUUGCUUUCUUUGAUAGCAGUAUGUACCAAUUGGGAUGAAAAGGCAAAAAUGGCAAGGAAGAGGAUAUUUGAGGAUAGUACUACUUCACUAAGCUAGGGUUUCUUUGCCUUGGAGUGCAAGUAAUUUUUGUUAGAGAAUUUUUUUUGGUACCAUUUAUUAAUUUCUUUGGCUAUGUAUAAAGUAGCUCUACAUGAAGGCAUUUCUUCAUCAAUUUUGGCUCUUUGUUUGUCUUAAAAUAAUUUUUUGAUUAGAUACUCAAAUAGACAUGAAUAAUCAUUCGAGUUAUUCCUCUUAUAAGUUAAUUUUUUUUUUUUAUUUAUUAUUAUUAGUAAUAGCUUGUUUCUUA
Cannabis sativa is the source of this 2544-nucleotide messenger RNA. RefSeq names its product protein DETOXIFICATION 14-like. The record is from RefSeq and is a predicted model, not a curated record. Gene Ontology annotation, molecular function: antiporter activity; xenobiotic transmembrane transporter activity. The transcript is spliced from 7 exons. Gene Ontology annotation, cellular component: membrane. Gene Ontology annotation, biological process: xenobiotic detoxification by transmembrane export across the plasma membrane. Lineage: Eukaryota; Viridiplantae; Streptophyta; Magnoliopsida; Rosales; Cannabaceae. Bases 828 to 2294 code for a protein of 488 amino acids.